AUGCUCGUCUUAUCUGGAAAUCUCUCUCUUUCUACGUUCAAGGAGAAGGUCCUUUUGAAAACUAUUCAAACUCAUGUCCCAGAAAUUGAGUCCGUGACCGCAGUUUAUGUGCACUUUGUGCAACCACUCAACGAGGAAGCGUCGACUAUUCUGAGCGAUCCGGAAUCCGCCCAAAGAAAAAUUCUUGACGAUUUACUACGCUAUGGAAUUUCCGAUAAUACUACAGAAAUUACAGAACAAAAUUGUGCUGAUAAUAUUGAAAAAAUCAAAAGGUUGCUAACAUCACCAAGUGAUUCAGCGUCCGAACCUCAUUUUUUCCUUACGAUACCUCGACCAGGAACUAUAUCACCAUGGUCGUCAAAAGCUACGAAUAUCGCACACAUGUGUAACUUGGAACAUCACGUAGAACGUAUAGAGCGAGGUGUAGCUUAUUUAUUAGGAACAAAAAAUUCGAUCGAUAUGCGCCAUAUUAUAUCCGAAAAAUUUGUAUCAUUUGACCAUCAUUUGCAUGAUCGUAUGACACAAAUUAUUGUAAGACAUGUUCCAGCUUCUGAAACCAUAUUCAAACAUGGAAUCCCAGCAUCGUUGAAGUCUAUAGAUCUGAUCGAACACGACCAUCUCAAUAUCGCAAAAGAGAGGUUGACCGCAUGGAGCAAGAAACUUGGGCUAGCAUUGAAUGAUGAUGAGAUUGAUUAUCUUUUAGACGCAUAUGUAAGCGGUGAUUCGAACCAUUGUUUGGGCAGAAAUCCGACCGAUGUUGAACUUUUCAUGUUCGCACAAGUAAACUCGGAACAUUGUCGGCACAAAAUUUUUAAUGCAGACUGGACAAUCGACGGUGAAAGGAAGCCACAUUCAUUAUUUAACAUGAUAAAAAAUACACACAAAACUCACCCAGAACGUACAAUUUCCGCUUAUUCUGAUAAUGCGGCAGUUUUACAGGGGUUUAGGGCUACUAGGUUCGCUCCUGAUUGUAACAAUCAGUUUGAAUACAUAUUAUGUGAAGAGGAUGUGCAUAUUAUUGCAAAGGUAGAAACGCACAAUCACCCAACGGCAGUAUCUCCCUUUCCUGGUGCUGCUACAGGAUCCGGUGGAGAAAUUCGAGAUGAAGGAUCCGUGGGACAAGGUUCAAAACCAAAGGCCGGUUUAACGGGUUUCAGUGUAUCAAAUCUUCUGAUACCUGGAUUUGUUCAACCCUGGGAAGUUGAUUUUGGAAAACCGUAUCAUAUCGCAUCUGCCUUAGACAUAAUGAUUGAAGCACCUCUAGGAAGCGCGGCUUUCAACAAUGAAUUUGGUCGACCCAACAUUACGGGAUAUUUUCGCACCUUCAUUCAACAAGUUCCAACAUCUGACGGAAAAAGUGAAAUUCGUGGGUAUCACAAACCCAUCAUGAUUGCUGGAGGGGUUGGAUCUAUCAGGCCAAAUCACGUGUUUAAGAAGAGAAUUACACCUGGCGCGCACCUAUUUGUGUUAGGCGGACCCGCGAUGUUAAUUGGUCUUGGUGGCGGGGCCGCUUCAUCUAUGGCUAGUGGUUCUAGCACGGUCUCCCUAGAUUUUGCAUCCGUGCAACGCGAUAAUGCUGAAAUGCAACGUCGUUGUCAGCAAGUCAUUGAUGCUUGCACUUCGUUAGGUGAUGCCAACCCUAUUCAAUCGAUCCAUGAUGUUGGCGCUGGUGGAUUAUCCAAUGCAUUGCCUGAAAUUGUGCAUGAUAGUGAGUUGGGAUGCACCAUAAGAUUACGAGACAUUCCCAAUGCUGAUCCCAGUAUGUCACCAAUGGAGAUUUGGUGUAAUGAAGCCCAAGAAAGAUAUGUGUUGGCAGUGGCUCCGGAAAACAUUAAAAUAUUUGAAGAUAUAUGUGCUCGUGAAAGAUGCAUUUACGCAGACGUCGGAGUAACCACGGAAAAUCAAAAUUUGAUACUACAGGAUUCAUUAUUGAAUUUCACUCCUAUUAACAUACCAAUGUCCAUCUUAUUCGGCAAACCACCGAAGAUGUCUCGAAAGACAAAAACAGUAGAGCCAACGUGUAUACCUUUUGACACCAGUCUGAAAACUUAUCUUAAUAUUGAUAAUCAAUCAGAUAUACUUAGAGAUGCGGUAUUCCGAAUAAUUCGCCUACCUACUGUGGCUUCGAAAUCCUUUUUAAUAACCAUAGGUGACCGUAGUAUUACUGGAUUAGUCGCUCGCGAUCAAAUGAUUGGUCCAUGGCAAGUACCUGUUGCCGAUGUUGCCGUCACAAUGUCGUCAUACGGUGUCGGUAUUGUCACCGGAGAAGCCAUGGCUAUGGGGGAGCGAACUCCAAUUGCACUAAUUUCACAAGCCGCGUCCGCACGAAUGGCCGUUGCAGAGAUGAUCACUAAUAUUGCGGCCGCGAAUAUUGAAUCGAUUUCUCACAUACGCAUUAGUGCGAAUUGGAUGUGUGCCGCAAAUCAUGAUGGUGAAGGGUCUGGACUAUACGAAGCCGCAAAGGCAAUUGGCCUGGAUCUUUGUCCUGCUUUGGGAAUCAGCAUUCCAGUCGGAAAAGAUUCGAUGUCGAUGAAAAUGAAGUGGCAAGAAGAAAAUGAUAUACGGGAGGUCACGGCUCCUUUGAGUUUAAUUAUUUCGGGAUUCGCACCUGUGACCAAUGUUCACAAAACCUUAACCCCUCAAUUAAGGACGGACACCAAAGAAAAGACUAUUCUGGUGUUCUUAGACUUGGCAAAUGGCAGACAAAGAAUUGGUGGUUCAGCUAUAACACAAGUUUAUCAGCAGGUUGGAGACGAGGCACCGGACGUGGAAAAUACAGAAGUUAUAAAAGCGUUCUUCCAGGGCAUUCAAGCUGCAAAUGAUUUCAUCUUAGCUUAUCAUGACAGGUCAGAUGGUGGUCUGUUUGUCACUAUUGCUGAGAUGUCAUUUGCUGGUCAUGUAGGAGUUAAUAUAAAUCUAGAGAGUAUCAUUCAAAACAAUGAUUUCGUCAGGGCUCUUUUUAACGAAGAGCUUGGUGCCGUGAUACAGAUCAAUGAACAAAACCUCGGAAGGGUAAAACAAAUAUUUAAAGAAUCUGGUUUUCCCCUUAAUCAGAUGCACAACAUUGCUGAGGUAACCAAUGAGAUUCAAGACAUCGUGAUUAAUUUGGGCAACCAUGAGUUGUUCAAAAUUUCGCGAGUCGAACUGCAACGUAUGUGGUCCGAAACCUCUUUCCGUAUGCAAUCUCUACGUGAUAAUAGUGUGUGUGCACAGGAAGAAUUUGAUAGUAUAUUGGAUACCAAUGAUCCCGGUUUACAAUAUGCGCUGACAUACGAUCCUUCCGAAGAUGUUACUUUGCCAUUCCUAAAAUCACCAGAGUCACCAAAGCCAAAAGUAGCGAUACUUCGUGAACAAGGAGUCAAUGGUCAUACAGAAAUGGCUUUUGCAUUUCAUCUUGCUGGGUUUUCCGCGAUAGAUGUUCACAUGUCGGAUAUCAUUGCGGGCAAAAUAACGUUAAAGGAUUUUACAGGUCUAGUUGCCUGUGGCGGAUUUUCCUAUGGUGACGUACUUGGAGCAGGUUCUGGCUGGGCCAAGUCUGUGUUAUUACAUCCAAAUUCUCGAAGGGAAUUUUCGGAAUUUUUCAAGGAUCGUCAAGACACGUUCGCAUUGGGUGUAUGUAACGGAUGUCAAUUUAUGAGUCAAUUAAAAGAAUUGAUUCCCGGCACGGAAGAUUGGCCAUUAUUCAAAAAAAACAAAUGUGAACAAUUUGAAUCGAGAACCAGCUUGGUAGAAAUUAUUUCAAAAUCAAAUAAUUGUAAUCCCUCGAACAAUACCACAGCAUCGAAACCUUCGAUCUUUUUAACGGGAAUGCAUUCGUCUAUAUUCCCAAUUGCUGUUGCUCAUGGUGAAGGCAGGGCGGAAUUCUCCAGUGAAGAACAGUUAAAACGAUUACUGUCAAAAGACCUUGUUGCACUACGAUAUGUUGAUAAUUAUAAAAAGCCGACAGAAAUUUAUCCGUUUAAUCCGAAUGGUAGUCCACUUGGGAUAACGGGGGUGCAGACUCCGAACGGAAGAGUGCUGGCCAUGAUGCCGCACCCGGAACGAGUUUUGCUCAAGGAAUCAUUAUCGUGGUAUCCGGAAGAUCAAGGAAAAAGUUGGGGCGAAGUGGGACCAUGGCUGAGAAUGUUUAGAAACGCUAGAGUUUGGGUUG
Messenger RNA from Acaulospora morrowiae, 4150 nucleotides. The record is from the annotation of a GenBank genome assembly. Lineage: Eukaryota; Fungi; Glomeromycota; Glomeromycetes; Diversisporales; Acaulosporaceae.